This is a messenger RNA of Limulus polyphemus (Atlantic horseshoe crab), 1433 nucleotides long. It is a transcript of the gene 128up, whose product is annotated as GTP-binding protein 128up-like. Gene Ontology annotation, molecular function: GTP binding; GTPase activity. The transcript has 9 exons. Gene Ontology annotation, biological process: cytoplasmic translation. NCBI's taxonomy places the organism in Eukaryota, Metazoa, Arthropoda, Merostomata, Xiphosura, Limulidae. Bases 124 to 1227 code for a protein of 367 amino acids. Gene Ontology annotation, cellular component: cytoplasm. The record is from RefSeq and is a predicted model, not a curated record.
UAACACCGAAAAACGUGGGAGAGAUAGCAGUUUUGUCAUAGAAAAUUUAGUAAAUUUUGAUAUUGAGUGAAAAUAGCGUAAUAAAAUUGCAGUUACAGUUGUUUUGUACAUUAUAUAGCUACAAUGAGCACUAUUUUGGAAAAAAUUAAGGCUAUCGAGGAUGAGAUGGCUCGGACCCAAAGAAACAAAGCAACAAUGGGUCAUCUUGGGUUAUUGAAAGCAAGGCUGGCAAAAUUGCGACGUGAACUUAUCACGCCCAAGGGAGGAGGUGGUGGUCCAGGCGAGGGUUUUGAUGUGGCCAAAACUGGUGAUGCUAGAAUUGGAUUUGUUGGUUUUCCCUCUGUGGGUAAGUCAACAUUAAUGAACACACUUGCUGGAGUAUACUCCGAAAUUGCAGCCUAUGAGUUUACCACUCUUACAACUGUACCUGGAGUCAUUAAAUACAAAGGUGCCAAGAUACAGAUGUUAGACUUACCUGGUAUCAUUGAAGGUGCUAAAGAUGGGAAGGGCAGAGGAAGACAGGUUAUUGCUGUGGCUCGUACUUGCAGCUUAAUCUUCAUUGUGCUUGAUGUGCUGAAACCAUUGCAACACAAGAAGAUUAUUGAGAGAGAGUUGGAAGGGUAUGGAAUUAGACUUAACAAACAACCACCAAAUAUCACAUUGAGAAAGAAAGAAAAAGGAGGAAUUAACCUACAAACAUUGGUGCAGCAAUCAGAACUUGAUUCAGAUAUGGUUAAAACUAUUCUGUCCGAGUACAAAAUUCACAAUGCUGACAUCCUUUUAAAAUGUGAUGCAACAUCAGAUGACCUUAUUGAUGUAAUAGAAGGAAACAGAAUCUACACUCCAUGCAUAUAUGUGUUAAACAAAAUUGAUCAGAUAUCCAUACAGGAGCUGGACAUCAUCUACAGAAUACCUCACUGUGUUCCAAUCUCUGCACAUCACAAGUGGAACUUUGAUGACCUGCUUGAGAUGACGUGGGAUUAUCUCAAACUAAUUAGGAUAUACACUAAACCUAAAGGUCAGCUUCCUGAUUAUGAGUCACCUGUUAUUUUAAGCCAAGAAAGAAGGAGUGUUGAAGAUUUUUGUAAUAAACUUCAUCGAUCAAUCAUUAAGGAAUUUAAAUAUGCUUUAGCAUGGGGUUCAUCUGUGAAACAUAACCCACAGAAAGUUGGAAAAGAUCAUAUAUUGAAUGAUGAGGAUGUUGUUCAAAUUGUCAAGAAGGUUUAAUUAUCAGUAAUGACAAAACUUGCCAAGCUCUUGAGAAACAAGAACUGAAACUUCUACAAACAUCCAGACAUGAGAAUUACAAAAGCUUACUUGGUUGGACAAAACAUUUUAUGGAUGUGGACCAAGUAAUUAUGUACAAUCCUGUUUUAUUAUGUUGCAUCUGUGUAAAUUAAUAUUGGAAAAAAUAAAGCAUAUAACUUGUGACA